AAGUAGUAGAAGAAGAAGAAGUAGCGUGUUUCUUUUUUCCUCUCGUCCUCCAACAUGGCGGCCGCCAGGAGGUUGAAACGCGUGGUGGCUUCACAGCCUGGUUUUUUAAACUUCAAGUCCUCCUCGGAGUCGCUCAGCGGCCGGAGAAAACGCGUGAACAAGAACAAGAAGAAGAGCUGGAACAAACACAGCGACAUAAAUGACGUGGAGGAGUUUUUGGAAGACGUCCGGCUCCAGGAGAGGACCACGGGGGGCUUGCUGGCUGAAAAGUCAGACGACAGCUUGUUCUUUUUGGAUGUUGGACAACCGAAGAGAGCGGAGCGGAAGGCAGAACCCAUAGAGGGGAAGAAGAGAAAAGGGAAAACGCCACGUCCUCUGAGGAUAGACCUGAUCCUGCAGCAGGACUCCCUCAUCCCAGCACCUAAAGAUGUGCUGGCGUACCAGCAACCAAAUGCCAAGAAACUACGUCGCAUUUCCCAGAAGGCUGAGCAGCUGGCAGCCAAAGGCGUGGUGACCCGGAGGCAGAAACGUCUGCUGAGCAGACGGCCGGUCACCAAGGAGGCCAAGAAGUCCGACACAGAGGCCAACAACAACCCCAACAGAGACUAUUACGACAUAUGGGGGCAAGAGCAAUCUACAGUCAAAGAUUCAGCUGAGGACUGGUACCUUCAACAGACAGGCAAGAAGCGUGUUAAGCGUCCAGAGAAGUUGAGCGACAGGCCGUCGGUCCUCCCUGCUGUGGAAGUGAUCGCCCCCGGAGGAUCCUACAACCCAGACUUCUUCUCCCACCAGGCCUUGCUGAAGGAGGCCCACGAGGUGGAGGUAAAGAAACAAAAGGAGGAAGACAAAUUAGAGCGGCAGCUGGCCGUCAACAAGGACGACACAGCCACAGAGGAGACGGUCAUAAGAGAACAGGUGGAAGGUUUGGUAGAAGAGGAGGAGGAGGAGGAGGAGGAUGAAGAAGAAGCUGCUCAUGAUGAGGAAGAUGAGGAUGCAGAGGGAGGCAGCUCAUUGGCAAAGAAGAAGACUGAGAGACAGAGGAAGAGAGAAAAGGCUGACAAAAUUAAGGAGCUGAGGCGGCUGGACAGCAAGCGGCAGAUGGACCAUCGGCAGCAGCUCUUCCAGCUCCGCUCCAUCAAGGCGUCCAUCAAGCAGCAGGAGCAGAGUACAGAAGACAAACAGAAAAUACGCAAGGCCAAUCAGGAGGCCGAGAAGAGCCAGCCCAGACGCCUCGGCAAACUCAAGUUCCAGGCUCAGGACCUUGAGGUUCAGUUGAGCGACGAGCUGGCAGGCUCCCUGCGACAACUCAAGCCAGAGGGCAGCGUCCUCAAGGACCGCUUCAAGAGUCUGCAGAAAAGGAACCUGAUCGAACCCAGAGAAAGAGCCAAGUUCAAGAGGAGGCACAAGCUGAAGUAUGUGGAGAAGAGGGCUUUCAGAGCGAUCACUUAAUGCCGACCGACAGACCACAGGAGCUGAGGAGGAGGAGGGCGUCAUUUAAAGCCACAAGUGCAACAUAAUGGAACUGUGUAUAUACAACUUAAAGACUGUUGAUAGCCCGUGUGUCCCAUUCAGACAAUUUCAACUUCUUACAAAUAAAUGUCAUCCAACAAUAAUUAUAUAUAAAAUGUGCUGGAGAUGGG
This is a messenger RNA of Scophthalmus maximus (turbot), 1640 nucleotides long. It is a transcript of the gene nop53, whose product is annotated as NOP53 ribosome biogenesis factor. The coding region runs from base 55 to 1449 and encodes 464 amino acids. The record is from RefSeq and is a predicted model, not a curated record. Gene Ontology annotation, biological process: rRNA processing; ribosomal large subunit assembly. Lineage: Eukaryota; Metazoa; Chordata; Actinopteri; Pleuronectiformes; Scophthalmidae. The transcript has 12 exons. Gene Ontology annotation, molecular function: 5S rRNA binding. Gene Ontology annotation, cellular component: nucleolus.